This is a messenger RNA of Trichechus manatus latirostris (Florida manatee), 891 nucleotides long. RefSeq names its product placenta-specific gene 8 protein-like. NCBI's taxonomy places the organism in Eukaryota, Metazoa, Chordata, Mammalia, Sirenia, Trichechidae. The record is from RefSeq and is a predicted model, not a curated record. The transcript is spliced from 5 exons. Gene Ontology annotation, biological process: positive regulation of transcription by RNA polymerase II. Bases 116 to 445 code for a protein of 109 amino acids.
AGGCAGUUCAGUGUUCCUUUCUUUGCUUGGCUGUGCUUCUCCUAGUUGCUCUGGGAGUGUGGUUCACUGUAGUUAACCUGCGUGCGGUAGUGACAUUUUGAAUUUAGCCUUGAAAAUGAAUCCAAUUAUUUCGCAACCACAACAUGGCACAAGGGUUGUGACUGUUAGUGACUGGCAAACGGGCGUGUUUGACUGCUGUGACGACAUAGGGAUUUGUCUCUGUGGGACUUUCUGUCCCCUGUGCCUCUCGUGUCAGAUCGCCUCUGACAUGGAUGAGUUCUGCCUAUGCGGAGCAACUGUCGCUAUGAGGACCCUCUACCGGACCCGAUACGGCAUCCCGGGAUCCAUUUGCAACGAUUUCCUGUGUCUAGGAUGUUUCCCUAACUGCGUCCUCUGUCAACUUAAGCGAGAUAUUGAAAAAAGAAAAGCAAUGAACACUUUCUAAAAGGUUCUUGGCAAAUUCACAUUUUGGUAAAAAGGCUGAAAUGAAAUACUGCAUCUGUUAGAGUGCUCUCUCACUUGAUAUUCCAGAAACUAAUUAAAAGCUAAUCAAAUGACUUCAAAUUGUCUUCAAAACAUUUUUUUUUCCAGCUUCUUUUGAAAGAAAUAUGUUUCCUGUGCCCUUCUCCAGAAUGGCUGCCUUUAAAACAAUUGACUUCCCUAACAAUUCUUGUGUCUUUACAUACUGCUUUAUGGAAAUUACAACACCCUUCUUUAAAAAAUGAACCCAAGAUUGGCAAAGUGUUGUCAAAGUUGGUAGUGGCUACGAGGAGUUCUUUAUUCUACUUUUCUACCUUUAUGUAUGUUUGAAAAUGUCCAUAAUAAAAAAUUUUAAAAUGCUGCCAAGUAAAAGGCUACAAGGCGACAAUAAAGACUAUAAUAUAUAAACAA